GUCAAUGUGGAGGCUAUAUACAGGGGGUGCCGGUACAGAGUCAAUGUGGAGGCUAUAUACAGGGGGUACCGGUACAGAGUCAAUGUGGAGGCUAUAUACAGGGGGUACCGGUACAGAGUCAAUGUGGAGGCUAUAUACAGGGGGUACCGGUACAGAGUCAAUGUGGAGGCUAUAUACAGGGUAUUACGGUACAGAGUCAAUGUGGAGGCUAUAUACAGGGUAUUACGGUACAGAGUCAAUGUGGAGGCUAUAUACAGGGGGUACCGGUACAGAGUCAAUGUGGAGGCUAUAUACAGGGGGUACCGGUACAGAGUCAAUGUGGAGGCUAUAUACAGGGGGUACUGGUACAGAGUCAAUGUGGAGGCUAUAUACAGGGUGUUACGGUACAGAGUCAAUGUGGAGGCUAUAUACAGGGUAUUACGGUACAGAGUCAAUGUGGAAGCUAUAUACAGGGUAUUACGGUACAGAGUCAAUGUGGAGGCUAUAUACAGGGGGUACCGGUACAGAGUCAAUGUGGAGGCUAUAUACAGGGGUACCGGUACAGAGUCAAUGUGUUGGCUAUAUACAGGGGGUACCGGUACAGAGUCAAUGUGGAGGCUAUAUACAGGGGGUACCGGUACAGAGUCAAUGUGGAGGCUAUAUACAGGGGGUACCGGUACAGAGUCAAUGUGGAGGCUAUAUACAGGGGGUACCGGUACAGAGUCAAUGUGGAGGCUAUAUACAGGGGGUACCGGUACAGAGUCAAUGUGGAGGCUAUAUACAGGGGGUACUAGUACAGAGUCAAUGUGGAGGCUAUAUACAGGGGGUACCGGUACAGAGUCAAUGUGGAGGCUAUAUACAGGGGGUACCGGUACAGAGUCAAUGUGGAGGCUAUAUGCAGGGAGUACCGGUACAGAGUCAAUGUGGAGGCUAUAUACAGGGGGUACCGGUACAGAGUCAAUGUGGAGACUAUAUACAGGGGGUACCAGUACAGAGUCAAUGUGGAGGCUAUACAGGGGGUACGAGUACAGAGUCAAUGUGGAGGCUAUAUACAGGGGGUACCGGUACAGAGUCAAUGUGGAGACUAUAUACAGGGAGGUACUGGUACAGAGUCAAUGUGGAGGCUAUAUACAGGGUGUUACAGUACAGAGUCAAUGUGGAGGCUAUAUACAGGAGGUACCGGUACAGAGUCAAUGUGGAGGCUAUAUACAGGGUGUACCGGUACAGAGUCAGUGUGGAGGCUAUAUACAGGGUGUUACGGUACAGAGUCAGUGUGGAGGCUAUAUACAGGGUGUUACGGUACAGAGUCAAUGUGGAGGCUAUAUACAGGGGGUACCGGUACAGAGUCAAUGUGGAGGCUACAUACAGGGGGUACAGGUGGAGAGUCAAUGUGGAGGCUAUAUACAGGGGGUACCGGUACAGAGUCAAUGUGGGGGCUAUAUACAGGGGGUACCGGUACAGAGUCAAUGUGGAGGCUAUAUACAGGGUGUUACGGUACAGAGUCAAUGUGGAGGCUAUAUACAGGGAGUACCGGUACAGAGUCAAUGUGGAGGCUAUAUACAGGGGGGUACCGGUACAGAGUCAAUGUGGAGGCUAUAUACAGGGGGUAGCGGUACAGAGUCAAUUUUUAUUUGA
This is a messenger RNA of Salvelinus fontinalis (brook trout), 1614 nucleotides long. RefSeq lists its product as uncharacterized. The record is from RefSeq and is a predicted model, not a curated record. The transcript is spliced from 3 exons. NCBI's taxonomy places the organism in Eukaryota, Metazoa, Chordata, Actinopteri, Salmoniformes, Salmonidae. Bases 550 to 1614 code for a protein of 354 amino acids.